CCCGUGCGGUGCCGGCGGGCGCUGCCCGGCCCCGCGGCGCCGCUGCCGCCGAUGCUAUGCCAAAGCCAGAGGUGUCCGCAUCCUACCAGGAGAAAUUCCAACAAUUGCAAGUUGAGAGCAUGUUUGGAAAUUGAACCACUGUUUUAACUACACAGCUGAGUGAAGAUGUGGAGCGAGUAUGUGAAAAUCCAACAGAGGAGAGAGAAGGAGAGAUGGAAGUUCAUGAAGAUUCCAGCUCUGUUAUUUUACCAGAUGGUGAACUGGGUACCACUACCCCUUCUUUGCGUUUCAGCAAGACCUGCCUAAAGAAUGUUUUUUCAGUAAUUCUCCUGUUUAUUUAUCUGCUGCUGAUGGCUGUAGCUGUGUUCCUUGUCUACCAAACCAUCAGUGACUUCAGGGAGAAGCUCAAGCACCCAGUGAUGUCUGUCACUUACAAGGAAGUGUCCUUGUAUGAUGCACCCGGUAUUGCCUUUUACCCAGGCAAGGCUCGGCUGCUGAGCUGCAAACAUCAUUACUACGAUCACAUUCCACCGCUGAUAAAUCCAGGUCAGCCAGGAGACAUUGAAUGCACCACUCAGAGGAUCAACUACACAGAUCCUUUUACUAAUCAAACUAUGAAGUAUGCUUUGGUUGUUCAAGGCCCUCGUGAUGUGAAGAAAAGGGAACUGGUGUUUUUGCAGUUCCAUUUAAACGAAACAGACCAAGAUUUUAGUGCCAUUGACUACCUGCUGUUUUCUUCUUUCCAAGAGUUCGUCAGCAGUCCAGAAAAAGCAAAAUUCAUGAAGGACUGUGAAAGUUCAUACUCCAGCUGGAAGUUUUCUGCGGGCUUCCGAACUUGGGUCAAGAUGUCCUUGGUCAAAACGAAAGAAGAAGAUGGUAGUGAGACUGUUGAAUUCAAACAAGAGACCAGUGUGGUUAACUACAUCGACCAGAGAACUAAACCAAGGAGUGACCAGCUGUUCUUUGUGGUGUUUGAAUGGAAAGAUCCUUUCAUACAGACUGUUCAGGACAUUAUCACAGCAAAUCCCUGGAACAUGAUUGCUCUCCUUUGUGGUAUCUUCCUGGCCCUGUUUAAGGCAGCAGACUUUGCUAAAUUAAGUGUUAAGUGGAUGAUCAAAAUCCGAAGGCGGCAUCUGAAGAGGACUCGUCAAGUAACGAACCACAUAAGCUGAGGCUAAGGCUGCCUUUUAACUGUUCAUAGCAGGAGGGAUAGAAAAUAACUGGGAUAAACUGCAAUCAGCAAUUAAAGCUGAAAACAGGUAUGUUUUCUUCCAGAGAGAUGCUGGCUGGAGGAACAGCCUUGGAACUGCAGAAGGAGCUAACUCUAGGACAGGUCUAACAAACUCACGCUUUUCUAGUCCAAGUUUAACAAGUUUACCUCAGUGUAUGGGGGAACCAGGGGGAAAGGAGGGAACUCACUAAUGUUCAGGAAGUCAUCAGUAAAUUGUGAGAAAGUGGACAGUGUUUAAAUGUUUCUCCAACAGACCCUUUAGUUUCUGCAUCAGCUGUGAGCUGCUCCCGUAGCACAGUCACUGCCUUGGUGGUGCUUAGUGGAAGGUAAAGGACUCUGAAAACAUCCUGGCCUCUCUUCUCCAAAGCAUGUUUUAAAACAAAAUACACUGGAAUUCUAUUACAUGUCAUCUUUAAAUCAAAGUACAAUGACUUUAACAUUAAAAAAAAUACUUCAAGUAA
Molecule: messenger RNA, 1692 nt
Organism: Hirundo rustica (Barn swallow)
Lineage: Eukaryota; Metazoa; Chordata; Aves; Passeriformes; Hirundinidae
Gene: PACC1
Product: proton activated chloride channel 1
Exons: 8
Coding region: 213-1172 (319 amino acids)
Cellular component (GO): cell surface
Source: RefSeq, a predicted model, not a curated record